GACUCUCUGCAUAGCAAACUGGUUACUCACAGCUACAGCGUGGUACAUACGACUUCUACACAGCAAAUGAGUUCUAAAAUGGCAUCAUAAACCAAAAGCUGUGUAUGUGCUGAUUUCUUUUUAAACAGAUCAAUAUUGUGAAGUCACUAUACUUAGCCAAGAUGAACUCUAAAUAUAGAUUGAUAAGGACAGUCUGUUUCAUAGCUGCCUUCAUGGGCCAUGCAGGAGCUGGCGGGUUCCUAUGGGUCUAACAGUGGAGAGAGGAACAGCAGAAGACAUUUUCUUUGAGUGAUUUUCAUCACUGGAUGAUUUCUUCCACACUGUCACAUUACCUGAACAUAGUUAUGUUAUACAAUGGAGAGGCCUUCACUGGAAAUUAACCUGCCCGAUACCCACGAAGAAGGAAAACUUUAUGUAGUUGAUUCCUUAAACAACCUAAACAAACUAAAUGUUUGUCCAGAUGGAUCCCAACAUACCCUAGGAGAGGAUGAGGAAGAGGACCCUCGUGGUACUGGAGCAAACACAACAGGGAGCAACAUAAGAAGCCAGUGUUUGUUCUUCAUCACCUUUAUUCUUACUUUGAUCGUCAGUUUGGCACUUGUUUCGUUUGUAAUAUUCUUAAUAAUUCAAACUAGAAACGAGAUGGACCAAAUAUCAAGCAGACUCGUAUCUGAAAAGAAGAACAUAGAAGAGCUUAAGAAAAUGAACAAUCUGAUAUUAAAGCAUCUAAAUCAAUCAGGAAUUAAGGGAAAGGGGAGAUAACCCUUCACACAGUCUCCUGAUCUUCAUCAUUACCUCUUUACCCAUGCUGACCUGAAAGUCCUUGGAGAAUAGAGCUUCUUAGGAAUGAAGUUCAGCGUAUUCAGAUAUUUUUGCUUGCAGCACACGGGCUACUUAAACAUUCUGAUGUGGUCACAGGAGCACUGAAAAAGCCAGCUGAGUGAAAAAACACUAGAAAAUAAUAUUUUAUCCUGUUUUAUGUGAAUAUAAAUUUUGAAAAAUAAGCCUGUGUGAUUUACAGUAAACAACGGAUUGUUGACAAUUUUGGGCAAGAGUUCCAGAUUCCCUGUAUAUUGUAAAUGACGGGGCUAAGGGCUUAGUUUUACUUUCAAUGUAAGUGAAUGAUCACAGAAAUCUAUCUAUUACAUGAUUCCAGCAUGACCUUGUUCACUUAGACAUUCUCCUGUUUCUUUGGAAUAAAUUUUGUGUUUGCUUCCAUAUU
Messenger RNA from Colius striatus (speckled mousebird), 1222 nucleotides. RefSeq names its product leucine rich single-pass membrane protein 1 (gene LSMEM1). Bases 355 to 762 code for a protein of 135 amino acids. The transcript has 5 exons. The record is from RefSeq and is a predicted model, not a curated record. Lineage: Eukaryota; Metazoa; Chordata; Aves; Coliiformes; Coliidae.